GACCAUGAAAUAUGUUCUACUUACAUGCCUCAGCCUUUAAUAGUUCUUUGCAUUAGCGUCAGGGAUUACAUUCUUCCUGGAGCCAAGCACGGGGCCAGCUGUGAACUAGCCAGACCUCUCCUCGGGGAGGCCGACGGGGUUCAGAAGGUUUGCUGUGGCCAGUAUCAGAAGCCUUCCCGGCCCCAUCACCCGCCCUUAACUUCCUCCUCGGCCCACUGGCGACCACUUAGACACCUGCGCGGAGGCGACAGCUGCGUUCAGAAAGCCAUGCAUCGUGCCAGAAGGAGCCGACGGCCGACUUUAAACCCUGCUCGGCAUGUGGACGAGACGCAGAAAUGAGCUGUCCGGACCAGCCGGGGCAGCUCCUAAACUGGUUCCUCUCCUCCCUGUGCGUCCCGAGGGCGCGGAAACUCUGGAGCAGCCGGCGCCCCAGGACCAGGAGGAACCUGCUGCUGGGUACGGCCUGCGCCAUCUACCUGGGCUUCCUGGUGAGCCAGGCGGGGCGCGCCUCUGCCCCGCACGGAGGGCGCGCGCGCCAGGGGCCGCACUGGAGCCGGGCCACCGCCGAGGCCCCCUUCCCUGAGAUACCCCUGGACGGCACGCUGGCCCCUCCCGAGGCCCAGGGCAAUGGGACCACGCUGCAGCCCAACAACGUGGUGUACAUCACCUUGCGCUCCAAGCGCAGCAAGCCCGCCAGCAUCCGUGGCACCGUGAAACCCAAGCGCAGGAAGAAGUAUGCGCUGGCUUCUCAGGCCCCGGGACCCGGGGCUCUGGUGGGACCGUCCCUUCGGCCUCAGGAAGCUGCAAGGGCAGCUGAGGCUGAAGUGGCCGGGCACGUCCGGGGAGGAAACCUGGCCCAGGCUGGGGAGCGACCCUGGGGGUGGAGGCAGGGUCUGGGAGCGCGAGGUGGGGACGCAGAUGUGCAGGGGCCCCGGGCCGGGGGAAGCAACAUCAGGAUCUACAGCGAGAGCGCCCCGUCGUGGCUGAGCGGAGACGACAUCGGCCGGAUGCGCCUGCUGGCCGACGGCGCGGUGGCGGGUCUCCAGCCGGCCUGGCCCGGCGGCAGGGCGCGCCUGCUGCUGCUGGAGGGGACCGGCCGGCCCGCGGCGCCCGCCUGCGGCCCCAGCCCCUGCGGGCUGCUCAAGCAGCCUCUGGACAUGAGCGAGGUGUUUGCCUUCCACCUGGACAGGAUCCUGGGGCUCAACCGGACCCUGCCUUGUGUGAGCAGGAAAUCCGAGUUCAUCCAAGGAUGCCGCUUUACGGCCGUAGAGCUGUCAGACUGGAUUAGGUCGCCUCGUUCCAGGAACGCUGUGUGUCAGGGCUGCUUGGGUGACAGACUGCAGGCACCUCACCCACUUCCGUUUAAAUUCAGUGUAGAUGCCACUGUGCUCGCUGUUCUCCGACGUGUACUGCCUCGUCUCAUCACAGAGCAGGAGGAACACAAUGGCCGCCCAUGUCCUUUCAUUCUCUGGGACUCAUCUUUAUCUCCAACGAGUAAUGAGACCCACUCUUCUCUUAAGCUCACCUGGGGAACUUAUCAGCAGUUGCUGAAACAGAAGUGCUGGCAGAAUGGCCGCGUACCCAAACCUGAAUGGGGCUGUACUGAAAUACAUCACCACGAGUGGUCCAAGAUGGCUCUCUUUGAUUUUUUGUUACAGGUAGGGAAACUAAGGCAUAAAGAAGUUCCUGUCAAGAACUGUGAAGAGUCUGAGGUCUUACCCUGCUUGCGAGUUAACAAGUUAGCCAGCCAUAGAUGCUAGCAGAAGACAAAAGCCUCCCGGGUCAGCGACAAAUGACUUCAUCACUCACGUUCCUCUGCCCUCAAGUCCCACUGGGGCGACGUGGAGUCGCCCCACUGAACGCUACACCCAGUGGGGUCUUGUACCUUCUGAGGAAACCUCCAGUCUUAUAAGAGGCUGCUGACACAACUGCCCAACAUUUGCCCCAGAAGGAGACGUUAUCUUUAUUAUCUUGGUCAGGAAACAAAUCUGUCUUCCACCCCAGAGGGAGACACUCUUUGUAUCUUCCAAGGCUGUUUGCUAUACUGACAUCCUUGAAGAGAUAGUACAGAAGAAAACUUGACAAAAGAUGUGCAGAAAUGCCAUGGAGAACUGUUUCUCAAGAGUUACCUCUCUUGUUUGGUGUUACUUAGCUAGUAAGUUCCCAAAUAGAGAUUUUAGCAAGUUUGGCUAACUGUAUUUUUCAUAUUUUUAACUAUUAUUACAUAACAACUACCAGGUUAUUCUUAGUUUAAUGGAAGAUGUUGGUGUGAUAACAUAUAGUAGCGAUACAGUGGAGAAUGGAAGAAGAUUGCUAGGGUGAGGUAGGUAAGGGUGUUCACUAUGGGGAGUGGUCAGCAUAGAUGUUGAAGGUCCUGAAGAUGAUGACUGUGGUAGGGGGUGGGGGAUGGAGAGGAGAUUCAUGAACCUGGUGGUGAAGUCUACGAGAAGGGAAAGACCUUGAGGUUUGCAGCUGAUGAACAGAAGAGCUAACCUAUAAUGAUUAGAUGGCAACCCCUGUUAGAAGUUGUCUCUGGUGACAUUUGUUUUAAUUUUGGAACCUUCAACUAAAUCUCAACCUACCAUCUGUCUUUAUCAUUCUCCUUUCUGUUAAGGGAAGCUCCAACUAUCAUUCAACCAAUGAAGAUAUAUUUGUGCAACAUCUGCUGUGCAUUAAACCAUAGAAAACCACCGCAGGGGCAGCGAAGUAGUAUGAGAUGGUUAUUCCCACUGCUGCACACCAAGUUUGGUUUUAAAAACAUUACUUAGUUAGGAAACUAUACUGUAUAAAACAAAAAGAUAGAUCCAUGUAAGGAUGGCUGGCUGAAAAUAAUGUAAGUUCUUACUGUUAUGCAGUCAAAAGAAGCAGAACCUUUUGCCAUAAAAUAGUGAAGGAGAAAGUUCGAGUGGGAUCGUAGGCUGGGAAUGAUAAAGAGGUUGGGGAAACCAUGAGAAAGAACAUGGGAUUGGCAAUGUUCCUAUGAUACUUAGUGCAUCCUAAAUACAGGCAUACCUCAGAGAGGUUUUGGGUUUGGUGUCAGACUACUACAACAAAGCCAAUAUCACAAUAAAGUGAAUCACACAAAUUUGUAGGUCUCCCAGUGCAUAUAAAAGUUAUGUUUACAGUAUAUUAUGGUAUAUUAUAAUCUCUUAAGGGUGCAAUAGAGGGAGGAGUCUUUCUCAUCCCCCAUAAUUCAUGAGGAUGAGACCUUUGCAAGACUUUAACCUGGAACCGUCCAAGGUAAGACACCAAGAUUGGAGUUCCCAGUUUUGGCUCUGGUUAAAGCACUGAAUCUAAAAGUCAGAAGUUAGUCUGUUAAGAGUUCAUUUGGUCACUAUUUACAAAAGUAGAUCAAACUAUAUAUACAAGGUUGGCAUCUGUGAGAAUGGAUUUACAUUUUUGACUCAUCCAGCAUUUAUUUGUCCCAAAGUCACAGACAAAGGCUAAUUUUCUCUAGUUGUUGCAGUGUUUCACAAUUCUACCAGUAAUGUGUGAGAGUGUCUGCUUCCCACUCUCUUACCAACUUCGGGAAGUUGAAAACUAAUAAAUGUUUUUGCUGAUUUUAUGGAGGAUAAUGGGGUCUUGUAUAUAUUUCCAGGUCCUUCAUUACAAGUGAGGUUGAGGAUAACAUAUUUUCAUACAUUGAUUAUUUGUGUUUUUUUCCUGUGAAUUGCUUGUUCAAAUCAUUGAUGUUUUUAUUGCAUUCCGUAACUUUUUUCGUAUUGAUUUAUAAAAACAUUUUUAUGUGAUGAAAGUUAGCCAUUAUCCAACCCUAAGUGUCUCAAACAAUUUUUCUUUGUUGUUUUUCUUUUGACUUUUAAAAAAAUUUAUUUAUUUUUGGCCGCGUUGGGUCUUCAUUGCUGCACACGGGCUUUCUCUCUAGUUGCGGCGAGCAGGGGCUACUCUACGUGGCAGUGCGUGGGAUUCUUAUUGCAGUGGCUUCUCUUGUUGCGGAGCAUGGGCUCUAGGUGCACGGGCUUCAGUAGUUGUGGCAUGCGGGCUCAGUAGUUGUGGCUCGUGGGCUCUAGAGCACAGGCUCAGUAGUUGUGGCUCACGGGCUUAGUUGCUCCGCGGCAUGUGGAAUCUUCCCGGACCAGCACUCGACCCCGUGUACCCUGCAUUGGCAGGUGGAUUCUUAACUACUGUGCCACCAGGGAAGUCCUCUUUUGACUUUUCUAACAGAUUUUACUCCAGAGAAAUUUUACAAUUUUUGUAAGAUCUUAUUUUAUUUAUUUUUUGCUUCUUAUAUUUAGCAUCAUACAAUGUUUAUAGAGAGAUGUUUAUUGAAAAUGUUUACUGAGCAAAUAAAUGAAUAAAUGAACAAGCUUAGGCCAUUUUUCAUGAGUACCAUAAUAAAUAGUUAUUUUUUAUAUAAUAAUGCUUCUCAUCAAUUACACUGAAAUUUUUAUUUUAAAAUCAAAUAUAUGCCUUAUUUAAAUGGUGUUUGGGAAUAUGUUGGAUUAUAUUGGGUGGAUUUUGUGAGCAGUCUUAGAAAAGUUAUGCCUGAAGCAAACUGAAAUCACUUGCUCUGAUGCUACAGCAAGGGCAAGGGAAUACAGAACGCAGUUCUUAAUUUUCUGUACACAACAUUCUUUCUGUUUCACCCAGUUAACAAAUCUACAUUCCCAAAGGCUAUGGCAUUUUACUGGGUCUGUUAAAUAUGAUAGAGACACAAGUAACCUUUUAUUCUUGAAGCGUGGGUAUCUGAACUGAGUGGAUAAAAAUUCUCCCCCCAUUAGGAUGACAAAGGGUAGUAUUCUAGAGAGCAUUUGAGUUUCCAAGAUUUGGUCAAAUUCCUUUCAAAAGAUUAAAUAAAAUAACAGAAGAAGAUUUAGGAGGUAUAAAACUUGCUUUUUCGACCUCAGAUAUAGUCUGUAUAACAGUUAGAAACUGAGAUUCUGGAACCAGCCUGCUAAGUUUGAAUUCCAACUGCCAAUAACUAAUUUUUGAACACUGAGAAGUUACUUAACCUCUCCUUGUCUUGGUUUCCUCAUCUGAAAAUAGGAAUAAUAAUAUUGUUUUUAUAGAGGGCUAUUGAGAUGAUUCAGUACUUUUAUACACAUAAAGGAUUUAGGAUAACGCCUGUUACACAGGAGGUGUUCAGUGAGCAUUUCAUAUUAAUUAAGAAAUUGAUCAUCCAGAAAUAAUAGUAGAGGUAAAUAUCAAUAUAAGAAUUAAGUAAAAUACUUUAUCAUUAUUUUUACUUAUUAAAUUGUAAGUUAUUCCCAAACCAUUUCAAUUUUUCUACUCUCGUGUAAUAUUUUCAUACUUACAAUUAGAUUUUAGCCUAUUAAGUUUUAAUUAUUUUUGACUACUCUGUCUUCUUUAAUAAGCUGUGAAUUUCUCAGGGGCAGGUCCCUGCCUUAUUCAACUUUGUAACCUUUCAGUUACCAGCAGUGCGUCUGAAAAUGUCACAGUUACUCAGGGCAUUGUUUUUUUUGAUCAAAGAAAACUUACCUAGUUAUAUCAAAAUAUUAA
Molecule: messenger RNA, 5478 nt
Organism: Balaenoptera acutorostrata (minke whale)
Lineage: Eukaryota; Metazoa; Chordata; Mammalia; Artiodactyla; Balaenopteridae
Gene: GASK1B
Product: golgi associated kinase 1B
Exons: 5
Coding region: 336-1760 (474 amino acids)
Cellular component (GO): Golgi apparatus
Source: RefSeq, a predicted model, not a curated record